Messenger RNA from Epinephelus fuscoguttatus (brown-marbled grouper), 1686 nucleotides. RefSeq names its product somatomedin-B and thrombospondin type-1 domain-containing protein. The record is from RefSeq and is a predicted model, not a curated record. Bases 391 to 1185 code for a protein of 264 amino acids. Lineage: Eukaryota; Metazoa; Chordata; Actinopteri; Perciformes; Serranidae. The transcript has 5 exons.
GGGAGGUGCUCAGCUGGGAACGGGGAGAAAGACACCAGCGCUGAGGGAGAGGACACACACACACACACACACACAAUGUGAGAGACAUGGGAGUGUGAUCAGAGCUGGAAUGGGUUGGUCUGUACUGUAGGUUGCUCUGCAGACCUGUUUCUGGAGGGAAGCAGAGGGGCUGGACACAGGAGACGGACACAGGAAUUCCAGGUCACAAGGGCUCCUGUGGCAGAGCACAGCCUCGGCUGGGCUGGUAUUCCAACCUCUCCCUCUCACGGUCAUGAGUGUGACGGACGUAGAGUAGAACCACGGAGGAACAGAUAUUAAGAAACAGAAAGUCGUGGGGUGUAUUCUAGGGAAACUAAGAGACUUUACCUCAAGGGUCUGGACCGACCCCUCAUGAUGGGAUCCACUGUGGAGUUUGCCUGCUUGCUGCUGGUGGCAUCCACUCUGGGAAAGAACCACUUGGCGUCUGCAGGUUGUUCAGGGAAAUGCUGUCGGGGCAGAGACUUGAGCUGUCUGACCACCGACUGGAGGAUGGACCGUGUGUUCGGGACGUGCUUCUGCGACGAGGGCUGCGUCAGGACCAAGGACUGCUGCUUCGACUAUUUCAAAGAGUGCCCAGCUCAGGACUGCGCUGUGAGCGACUGGAGCUUUUGGAGCGGCUGUGCCAAGCCCUGUCAGCCUUCAGUGCGAGUCCGUGUCCGUCACGUAGAGCAGCAGCCCAGUCACAGCGGAGAGCCCUGCCCCAGCCUGGAGCAACGGAGCGGCUGCAGGGAGUACAGAGACCACCAGGGCCGACACUGUGGACUCAACUCAGGUCCUGCCUUCAUCACCAGCAUGGAGUUUGGCAAGGGAAGGCCCAAACAUGACAACUAUGGAAACCCCCUGCAGCCUGGGUUCUGUGUGGAAUUCACACUGGAGUCCCGGACGCCCCACUGUACAGUGCAGAACCGGCCACACACACACUGGAUGCGCUACAUUACAGAGGGCUUUAAAGUGUGUGUGGCGUGUGAACCUCCCGCCAUGCGAAACAACAGUGGCAGCUGCCAAGGAGACGGUCAGGAAUCAGACAAAGAAACUCUGCUCCACUGGCAGGCAGUGGGGAACCAUCAGUGCAGCGGGACGUGGAAGAAGAUCCAGAAAACCCAGCAGUGCGACUGUCCGCCACAACACAGCUUCAUCUUCAUCUGAUCCAAACAAAGCACCCACAGAACAUUCUGUGUCCACAAUAACAUUUCAAAGCUGCCCUCAUCGGUCAGACUGAAAUACUGUGUUCGGACCAGAUGCCUCAACACUGCAGGCUUUCAACACAAAGCAGAGACUUGACGGUGGUGCAGUGCAAUUACGUCUCUAAUAUAUAUAUGAGCUACACACUGAUAUACAGCAUGAAAUCACCAUGCACAUUGUUCUCUGUAAGUCCGCACCACACUGAUGUAUCUUGUACAGUAUUUCACCUGUUUUUUAGAACACAUUCAGCACCUAUCAAAGUUGAUUUUGCAUAUUUUUAUUGUAACACGCCACUGUUGUGUUUGUUUUUUAACAUUUUUCUGUAAAAAUGUUUAACUUAAAAUUAUAAAAAUGUGUUACAUUUGUGAGCUGAUUCUUUUUAAGGGUACAAAAACAUGAUUCCUCAUCAUACAAACAAAACAGCCCAGAUCAUUGGUCUGUGUUGAGCGCCCUCUGGUGGUGAUA